Daphnia magna is the source of this 3805-nucleotide messenger RNA. RefSeq names its product probable phosphorylase b kinase regulatory subunit beta. The coding region runs from base 199 to 3639 and encodes 1146 amino acids. The transcript has 22 exons. The record is from RefSeq and is a predicted model, not a curated record. Gene Ontology annotation, molecular function: calmodulin binding. Gene Ontology annotation, cellular component: phosphorylase kinase complex. Gene Ontology annotation, biological process: glycogen metabolic process. Lineage: Eukaryota; Metazoa; Arthropoda; Branchiopoda; Diplostraca; Daphniidae.
AAGACCCAAGUGAGAGUUAUAUAGAUAGAAAUUUUAAAAAAAAAAACUCGAGUAUAGAAGACCUUUUGACUUUCACAUUUUGGCUCAAAGUGAUCCUAGCUUUAAGGAAUGCUGUCUGGCAUUAAAAGUUGAGAACAGGUAAAAUAAAAAAAGAAGAACUGCUUUUGGAAAAGUUAGGAAAGAAGUGCAGCUUUCAAAAUGGAAAAGAUGCUUCUCAAAAGGCAGGCAUACCUGGCUAGUCAUGCAGGCCAUGGGUCACCCAUCCAAGGAAACACCACUGCAGCUGCUACAGAAAAAAUCCAUUUUGGGGGAGUUCUUGGACCUUACCAGGACCAUCAAAGCAACACCUCUGGUGACAUGGAUGUUGACACUUGCUUAAAAAUUAACAAUUAUGAAGAUACAGUGCGUCAACUUGACAUGUACUACGGCCUUGUCAAAAGACAGCUGUUGCAUCACCAGAGCCCGACCACCGGACUGUUUCCUGCCCAAACCAUAGAAAAAGAAGUUGGUAGUGUGCGAGAUUCUAUUUACUGCGCUUCAGCUAUUUGGAGCUUAUACCAAGCCUACAGGCGCAUCGACGACGAUCGUGGUAAAUCAUACGAGCUCGGACAGUCAGCCGUCAAAUGUUUUCGUGGAAUAUUACGUUGCUGGUUACAAGUCGCUUACAAAGUAGAGGCGUUUAAAAAGAACCAAGUGGCACAGAAUGCCUUGUACACCCGGUAUCAUCUACACACCGGUCAGGUUCUGACGAAAGAUCAAGAUUCAUGCAUGGAUAACCACUUGCAGCUGGACGUUGUUUCUCUCUAUUUGCUCUUCCUUGUGCAAAUGAUUCAGUCAGGUCUUCAAGUGAUUUACACGAUGGAUGAAGUUGUUUUUGUACAAAACCUUGUAUAUUAUGUUGAACGAGCGUAUCGCACCCCGGAUUUUGGGCUGUGGCAAAGGGGUUCCAAAUAUAAUGACGGUACUCCUGAAAUCCAUGCCAGUUCAAUUGGAAUGGCCAAAGCUGCCCUAGAAGCCAUAAAUGGCUGUAAUCUUUUCGGAGAAAAGGGAUCGUCAGUUUCCGUUAUUUACGUUGAUAUUGAUGCCCAUAACCGCAAUCGAUCUAUUUUUGAGACUCUUCUUCCGAGAGAAUCAAGUUCCAAGAACACAGAUGCAUCGCUCCUACCAACCAUCUCUUGGCCAUGUUUCGCUACACACGAUGAUGUCCUUUACAACCGAACCAAAUCGAAGAUUACUCGACGACUUAGAGGCAAUUACGGGUUCAAACGCUUUCUUCGAGAUGGUUAUGGAACAGGCCUGGAAGAUCCAGAUCGCCGCUUCUACAAUGAAGGCGAAACCCGAGAAUUUGAGAAUGUAGAAGCAGAAUGGCCAAUCUUCUAUCUUUACAUGAUGUUGGAUGGUUUUUUCAAAGGCAUGCCGGAACAAGUCGAAGAAUAUAAAAGAUUACUCAAGACAAGAGUGAGGCAUGAUCAUAGAGGUGAUCCCGUCAUCCCGAAAUAUUUUUACGUUCCCCGGGAAUCCGUGGAUUACGAAAAACUAGAACCAGGAACUCAGAUUCGACAGGCCUCGGAAGAGGGAGCGUCAGACAAUCUCUUUCUGUGGGGCCAAUCCCUUUAUAUUAUUGCUUCCUUACUGGCCGAAGGAUUGGUCCAUGUCAAUGAGCUAGACCUCAUCCGCCGAUAUCUGCCAUCGUAUAACCGCCCUAGAAAAAUGGGUGGCAGAUAUUCAGCAUUUCAGAGUAAACACGGUACGGCCAGCGACUUAGUGGUGCAAAUAGUCUUGAUAGCAGAAUCAAUGCGGCUUCAAGCAAUGAUGGGUACUUACGGCAUUCAAACACAAACGCCACAUGAAGUUGAGCCAGUUCAAAUAUGGCCACCUAAAGAGCUGGUCAAAGUCUAUGAACAUCUUGGCUUGUCGAAGCGACUAGGGCUGGAGGGUCGACCGACGCGUCCAGUUGGAGCUUUGGGAACUAGCAAAAUCUAUCGAAUCUCCGGACAAACAGUGCUUUGUUACCCCAUCAUCUUCGAAGUCUCGGAUUUUUAUCUAUCUCACGAUAUGUCUCUGCUGAUUGACGAUAUUAAAACGGAACUACACUUUGUUGGGCGUUACUGGCGGCUUUCAGGGCGCCCAACUGUUUGUAUUCUAAUCCGAGAAGAACACAUGAGAGAUCCACAAUUUAAGGAAAUGCUAGAGCUCCUAGCUAUGUUGAAAAAAGGUCACUGCGACGGGCUCAAGGUCCGCACAGGAAGACUUCAGAAUUUGAUUUCAUCCUCAUGCAUAGAGCAUUUGGAUUUCAUGAAUCACGUCGACUUAAAAGAGCUUAACAUACAGCCCUUUGGCCAGGUUCAUCAUGACUACAUUGGUUACCAAAGUCUUACGGAUGUUCCAAAAGCAAUUGCCUAUUCGGAGGCAGACUAUGAUUUUACGCAAUUUAGUACGGGAAAAUCGACCGCAGAUCUUAUCGAAGCACUACGUUGUGUCGAAGGUCAUUAUGUUCAAGCUUACAUUUUAGGGAUUAUCCAGCAAAGAGAGCACCCAGAGUUCCUUAUUGAUAAUUUAACAGUCCGUGAACGCCUCAUUCACGUGAAACGCCUAGCAGGCUCACUACGUCACUGGUCGGCUGUGCGUCUGUGUUCUGCGCUACUCUACCAACUUGUUGAUUCUAUUUCGCCGCUCAUUACGACAGUACUUGUCAACGGAAAGCAACUCACCGUUGGGGUUGUUGGUGGUGUCGAAGUUGUCCUGGAUAAACCCAUGACGCCUAGCGAAAUUCACGAAGCUAUUUAUCGGCAUUGCCCUGUCGAUGAUCCUGUCCAAUCUGUUUUACAACAAGAAGUUUUACUUUACUGCGGACGGUUGAUUGCCACCCAUCCCAACUUGUUUUCGGGGAUCCUCAAAAUUCGUGUUGGCUGGAUAUUAAAUGCUAUUCGCUUGUAUCUGGCUGUUCCGAACGAAAACACGGACGAGGACUGCGGCCCGGAGUCAUUAGAAAGUCGGAGUCCUAGUGAGAUUCGUCGCUUGCUUCUUCGAGUAUUACAUCUUAAAAACUGGGCGACAGAUGAUAAAUUUUCGGGUUUACAACUCACGCCCUACAAGCGUCGUCAGAUAGAAGGUUGCCUUGCCCGAGUGCCAGAAGGAUUCUAUCAGAAAGUGUGGAAUGUUUUAAAGAAAACCCCGGGUGGAAUUCUCGUACAAGGACAUUUGAUAGCACAGGAACCCACGUUAUCACACAUGACGAUGUCUGAGCUUAAUUUCUCUCUACUGGUUGAAGACAUGUUAUUCAAAAUUACUCGUCCCGAAUAUCGUCAGUUAGUCGUUGAAUUACUUUGUAUCGUCAAUACCAUUCUCUUGCGCAAUCCUGAGCUACGCUUUAAAAUGCAACUUGAUUUAGACUUUGUCAUCGCCGAAGCUCUAGCCAUGUUCAUGAAGGACUUCGAAACCGAGAAAACAGUCAAACUUCCUAACAACGAUGGUACUCAGAAAAAAGACAGUAUUGAUCCUGGACUUACCCAGUUUUACAAUGCGACUGCGGCUACGACGAACGGUUACCUGGCCCGUGCUGUGGUGAACACAAUUCUUCGCGGGGAUUUGGAAACUGAAAGUGUGGAUGAUUGUGACGAAUCUUGUCGCGUUUCAUAAGAACUUUGGUUGAACUAAAAAUUUCUGCUACUGUUUUCCUUUGCACACUUUUGUGUUGUUGUUGUGAUGUGCUUAAGUUUUUCUCGUACCUGUAGCAGAUGCAUAUAGGAAUGUUUGCUGUGAAAGUAUCUUUGGUUGCUGUCACUAUAAAUGGUAGAAACAAUUA